AUGGCAAGCAAUAAAAGAAAAAUACAAAUUUUGGAAAAUAGAGUAAUUCGCCCUGCAGUUAUUGACAGUGAUAGUGACAGCAGUGAAGAAUUAUUUUCCACUAAGAAAACUAAAAAGGAUUUGGAAACAAAUGUGCACGGAAAACAAAGCACAAGCGAAUGUAAAAAUAAACCUACACCACAGACAUCAAAAGGAUUGUCUUCGCCUAGCUCAUCGUCAUUGGAACGAUUUAGUAUGUAUAGCUCAAGAGGAUGCAGUCCUUCGCUAAACAAUAUAUCAGCUUCUAAGCUUAUGCACGGCAUCAAAAUAGAUGAAAGCGAAUAUCGUGACUUGAUAAAUCUAAGAAACGAUAAUAAAAAGAUAAAAAAGAAAAAUGAAAUAGAAAGGAAAGAUCCAAAGACAAAACUUACAUUCACUUAUUCUUUUGAAGACAGUAUGUCGCAAGGGUUAACUGAAAGUAAUGAAAAUUGUGUUUUUUAUGACGAAGAACGUAAUAAACAGUUUGAAGAAAAUGAAAGACAGAAAGAAACACUUAAUGACGAAGCAGAGAGAGAGAAAGAAACAGAAAAUGUUGAUGUAGAAGAUGUAGAAGAGAGAGAGGAAGAAACAGGAAAUGCUGAAGAGGAAGAUGAAGAUGCAGAGAGAGAGGAAGAAACGGAAAAUACUGAGGAGGAAGAUGAAGAGCAGGAAAGUGAGGAAGAGGAAGAUGCACAGGAUAAUAGUGUCAAUGAAUGGGAUGCUGUCACAGAUUUGACACCUGAGUUGGAUGCGUGUACUUUAAAUGAAAGCACUUUUAAUAUUCCUAUAGAAGAUAUAUCUCCUGCAGGGCUGGAGAACAAAUGUCGUGUAGUAAUUGCAGACAAUUUCUACUCUUCAAUUGAAUUGGCGGAAGAACUCUUAUCUCAAAAAACCCGUUAUUGCGGUACCCUAAAUUCGAAGCGAAGGGGGCUACCUAAGGAGAUAGUGUUACUAAAGUUGAAGAAGGGUGAAAUCAAAGGAGCUAUGAAUAAAAAUGGCGUUAAAGUUAUUAAAUGGGUUGACAAAAGGCAACUUCUAAUGAUAUCUACUCUCAAAGAGGACAAAGAUGUGCUUGUCAACACUGGCAAAAAAAAUAGGAAGACGAAUGAAGAUAUAAAAAAGCCUACAUGUGUCUUAACGUAUAAUAACAACAAAAAAGGAGUUGACUUCAGCGACCAAAUGUCUUCAUACUAUUCUACAUUAAAAAGAGGGCUCAAAUGGUUCAGAAAAGUGGGUAUGGAAUAUUUGUUAGGCAUGGCGUUAGUAAACGCGUGGAUCACAUACAACGUGAAAUGUGACAAGAAGGUUUCAAAAAAAGAAUUUACAGAGGCAUUAAUUCAAUCAUUAACUGGAAAAAGUAUAUGCGCUGAUAGUAAGUAUAAUGACGUGUAA
This is a messenger RNA of Parnassius apollo (apollo), 1410 nucleotides long. The record is from the annotation of a GenBank genome assembly. NCBI's taxonomy places the organism in Eukaryota, Metazoa, Arthropoda, Insecta, Lepidoptera, Papilionidae.